CGCUGGGGAGAGGACACUGUGAGGCGUAAGCGCUGGAGCGUUCAGUUUUUAAGGUGUAACUGUGUAGCAUUUGGAAUAAGUUGGCCGGCAGAGAGAGAGAUUCUUGUGAAAGGAGGGCUUUGCUUUUUUGGCUGAUUUCCCAAGAUUUGAGCAAACAGCGGGAUUCCAACAACUCCCAGCUUUUCGAAACUUCAAAAACGAAAAUGCUUCUGGGUUCUACAGGCCAAAGCAAUAGUGUGCUAGCAUCCCUACAGCUGCAAGGUCGAGCCAUGCAGCAAGCUCUCGAUAUGAAACACUUACUACCCUUUCGGCUGAACAACCCCUCUCCUGUUGGAUUAUUUCCCAACUUCAGCACAAUGGAUCCAGUCCAAAAGGCGGUAAUAAAUCACACGUUUGGCGUCACACUGCCACCUAAAAAGAAGCAAGUAAUCUCUUGCAAUGUCUGCCAUCUGAGAUUCAACUCUGAGAACCAGGCUGAGGCACACUACAAGGGUCACAAACACGCCCGAAAGCUCAAAGCUCUGGAAGCCUUGAAAAAUAAGCAGAAAGCUGCAGCAGCCAAGGAGGACGACAUGAUACAGGCAAUUCACAAUCCAGACGACACCAUGAGCGAUGCAGAGAAAACAGAGGAUUGUCCAACCACACCAACGGGUGAGAAAACAAAAGGUAGUUCUACCUCAAUGGUUCAUGUAUCAAAAGUAUUUCUGGUGGAAAAUGCUGGCACCAAGACAUCGGCCAUGUUUUCCUGCUCAGAAGCUACGAAUGGCAGGUCGGAACAUGACAUUGCAACGUCAGUAAUGCACACUGCAGAGAUCAUUCGAAGUGAGGGCACUGACAGUGUUAGCUCAGCCCCUGAAAGUGAGAAAGAAGGAGAGAAAAUGAAACAGCAGCUUUACUGUGCAGUUUGCAAAGUGACGGUGAACUCUGCAUCUCAGCUCGAGGCACACAACAAUGGGUCCAAGCAUAAGUCAAUGCUGCAGGGACAGAACAGUCACAGCAGAAGAAGCAGACUGAGACUCUUCCCACGGACUUUGUACAAAACCAAACGCAUCGGUAACAAAGGGAGCAUCGGUCUACAGAGCAAGGCUUUUCACUGUAAUAUCUGUGAGAUUUAUGUUAACUCUGAAACACAACUCAAACAGCAUAUGACUAGUAGAAGACAUAAGGAGAGACUUACAGGAAAACCAUCUAAGCCUAAAUACAGUCCUUAUACCAAGCUUCAACAGACUGCGGUGUUGGCGACAAAGAUGGCUUUUCAGAAGCACCUCACAAAACCAUUGGCAACUGGCUUCUUACCAAAUCCUCUAACAGCAGCUGCUGUCUGUGCAAUGCCAAACCUUGCUCUUCGACCGACUACACUCUUCCAGACACCAUUUCUCGGACCAGCCUUCUUCAGAGCCACUCCAGGUCCUCUGAGGGCAACACAUACACCAUUUCUGUUUGCACCAUAUUGACUUCAGGGUUCAAAUCAUCACAGACACUUUGGAAACUAAAAGGGAACUAUGCAGUCGUAAAUGUGAACAUUAUAAGUUAUGCAUGGCAGACUUCUGCCUCCUUGCUUCAACAUCUAUUGUCAGCAGUUUUAUACUGCAAAUAUAUUUAGAUGAACUUCAUAUUAAGAAAAUAUGGUUUCAGUUACAAAGACAAUUACAGAACUGAUUUAGAUGUGCGUAGAUUUCUGGUAGAACCAUGGGCUACCAGUCUAUUUUGCACAAUAUUUUUGUGAGUUCUUUAACAUGUGUCAGUUGCUAGUGAAGAUAUUGAGUGCGAGGGCAGUUUUUUUUAUACAGAAAUCGAAUCAAAAAUCUGAAAAAAAAAGAACACUUUGAAGAAAAACGAUUUUGAAGCCAAAACAGUUGAUGAGAAAUUGAAUAGCACAUCGCAGGACAUAUUGCUGUCCAAAGAAGGAAACGUGAAUGGAUAGCAGAAGAGUGGUCCUAGCUCAUUGCCUCAGUUGGAUAGAUAACAUGGAGAAAAUGAAAUGUCAGCCCCAUUUUAGUUAAGGGUGCCUAUUUGAUAUAAAGGUUCAGGAGGCAAUUUGAACUCAUUGCAAAGAAGUACAAAAUUGCAGCUGACUUUCCUGUACGCAGCCCUCAUUCAUCAGUCAUCAUUGUCCAUCAUACUGCGAGCUUCACAAAUGUCAAGCCAAUGAGGCUGGAAGUGGAUGGAUCUGAAAUGUUUCAAAGCAUUAGUCGAUUUGAUCCUAAUUGGGAUAAUGAGCACACUGUCUCUGUGUACAAGUUUAUUGCUAACUGCUUUCGAAGAUCUAAUAAGAAAAUACUGAUGGAAGACUGGAUCAGAAAAUCAUAUAUGUUCCAAUGAUUCAUAUUGAUAGGUUACCACCAUUUUUAAUAAAUUCUAUUUAAAGCAUCUUGAUAACAUUCAAAGCAAAUUAUUUGCU
Messenger RNA from Hemiscyllium ocellatum (epaulette shark), 2401 nucleotides. It is a transcript of the gene znf385c, whose product is annotated as zinc finger protein 385C. The record is from RefSeq and is a predicted model, not a curated record. Gene Ontology annotation, cellular component: nucleus. Bases 204 to 1454 code for a protein of 416 amino acids. Gene Ontology annotation, molecular function: nucleic acid binding; zinc ion binding. The transcript is spliced from 8 exons. Lineage: Eukaryota; Metazoa; Chordata; Chondrichthyes; Orectolobiformes; Hemiscylliidae.